AUGGUCGCUGUUACUGAGCUCGCUGCUCCAGCCCGCUCACCACCAGCUGUUGGCACCUGCAUCGACAAUGGCACCCUCGAACUCAUAGAAAUACUUGGCUACAGAGGUUAUGGUGUCAUCUAUUGCACGGUCAAUAUUUUCUCACCAGAUACCUCACAGGGCGCGCCGAAGACGAUCAAGAUCGAGGAGGUGUUUGAGCUCGAGGAGUUCAACGCGAUUUUCACGGGCAAGGGCAGGCUCAUCCAGCCCACACCGGAGAACAAGCCGAAGAGCACCAUGACCAUCAUGAACUUCGUACAGGUGCUGUUUGGCGAUGAGCUCAAGGCACUCAAGGGCAACUGCUCAGUCAAGUGGCCUUAUUCUCGGAAGCGCAACACUGAGCAUCAGUGCCAGCUGCACUUGCGCGAGAUGAUGCUGCAUCAGCUUGCAUCCGCCCAUCCAAAUGUCAUCACACUCCACUGCAUCAUCGAAGACUUCAAUUACACUUAUCUUGUCGUGGACUACUGCCCUGAUGGCGACCUCUUCACCCAGAUUCUGCACAACCCCCGAUUUCAGGCUCACCAUGACAGAGAAGAUGAGCACCGAGUUCUGCACGGGCCAGCCCAUGUCGACGACACUCCCAGCUCUCCAAUGAGCAGAAUAGGCCCACGAAGCUCAUCUGGGAGAGUUGGCCGCACUCAGGACCCGAUGCACUUCCUUUCCACCCUGCUCCCCAUCUCUGAGGAGGUGAACCUCCUGCUCUCUCAGAUACUCGAAGUCGACUGGCGACGCCGAAUCAUGCUGCGGGAGAUGCGUCUGUCGAUUGUCGAUACGGACAGCGAGUCAUCGGAGGAGGAGCCAGAGCCAGAGCCAGAACCAAAGGAGCUGCCAGAGGUGCAGGACGAGUCGAUGUGGAGCAAUGAUUCAGAGUCAGAAAUGGCGUUCGCGACACAGUCAGUGAUGGACAAGUCAUCUUGGGCAUAUUUGGAGUCAUACACGAAGCGCGACUCGUACGCGCAGUCCAUGUCACCCUCGCCAGAUUCCCCACUCUUCACGACGAUGAAGUUGUUCGAGAUGAUGAACACCCCCAGCGCUGCAUCUCCGUAUUUGAUCCUGUCGUCUUCGCCGUCAAUACCGUCGCUCCCUGUUAUCCCUGAAGGCGGCGAGAGUCUGCAGCCGGAAGAGUCGCAACGACCGAAAGCCCUCACGCUCUGCAAUGUGCGCAGCAUCCGCACUUGGCCAACACUCCAUGCCAUCCCAGAUGUCAAUCCUGCACCUGCACUUUUCUCAGAAGAGCUUAUCCCUCGCGUGCAGGAUUCGUCAAGUCUGUAUAUUCCUGGUUACUGGAUCGUGCGUUCUGCACCAGGCCGGAAGAUGAUGCCGGAAGAUGAUUUACUUCCUGUGCAGUGGCAGUGCAAGUCCAGCAGUCUCACAGCUGUGGCUUUCUCGACCAACAUUGUUGACCGGCCAAUUCUCUUGUCAUCUAUGAUCACAAGUGACCCGCUGACAUCUCGAUCUCGCAUUAUGCCAUAA
Messenger RNA from Sparassis crispa, 1512 nucleotides. RefSeq lists its product as hypothetical. Lineage: Eukaryota; Fungi; Basidiomycota; Agaricomycetes; Polyporales; Sparassidaceae. The coding region runs from base 1 to 1512 and encodes 503 amino acids. The record is from RefSeq and is a predicted model, not a curated record. The transcript is spliced from 5 exons.